Malassezia vespertilionis is the source of this 747-nucleotide messenger RNA. It is a transcript of the gene DCD1, whose product is annotated as dCMP deaminase. The record is from RefSeq and is a predicted model, not a curated record. The transcript is spliced from 2 exons. Gene Ontology annotation, molecular function: catalytic activity. NCBI's taxonomy places the organism in Eukaryota, Fungi, Basidiomycota, Malasseziomycetes, Malasseziales, Malasseziaceae. Bases 1 to 747 code for a protein of 248 amino acids.
AUGCUGGUUGCGUUGGUCGGAUUGCGCGGUGCAGGUAAGUCUGUGGUAGCAGAUUACCUUGUAGCAAAGCAUGCAUUCACGCCGAUUACGUUGGGCGGCAAGCCUGGCGAUGGCUUCCAUUUUACCAGCGCCGAUGACAUGCUCCAGUUCGUCACGGCAAAUUGGCGUACGCACUUUGUGACGCAAGACUUGUCUACGACGCCAAUACUUGCUCUGUUUGAGAAGCGGCCAUUUUUUCUGCUGGUAGGAAUUGAGGCGCCUCUUUUGCAGCGAUGGCAGCGUGUUGGGAGCACCGAACGGCUCGAGCGGUUUGUCGUACAGGACGAUGCAACGUUGUACGGCGCGCCCAACAUCUUAGACAGUGGCAGCGAUUCAGACGACGAGCAGAAUACGUCUUGUGUUGUAUCAGAUGUAUCAAACUUGUCUAUACUGCACCGCAGCGGCGCGAUCGUAUCCACGUCGCACCCUGCAAGCGAUACGGCGCUUGCCGCGAUCCUGACUCAAUGCCAAUUACGCAUAGCGAAUACGUUCCCGACUACGGAUGCACUUUAUGCGCAUCUAGAUACCCUUGCAAUCCCUUCGUCGCAUCGCCUGCGCCCGACAUGGGACGCUUAUUUUGUGUCGUUGUGCACCCUCGCAUCCUUGCGGUCCAACUGCAUGAAACGCAGAGUGGGCGCUGUGAUUGUGCGCAACAACCGCGUUUUGUCCACGGGCUACAAUGCUGCCCAUGCCUGCGGUGUGCUGUGA